AUGGCGUCGGCCGUGCAUUUACCAUGCGACCGCAAACAGACGCGCCGGAUGCGCCAUCGCGCCGCGAGGCAGAUCACUAACGUGCUGGAAGUGUGUCUCAACUCGACCCGCACGAAGGAGCAGUGGUCGCGAUUACGUCGCGAGAAGCACGAGGAGCUGUACGCCAAGAGCACCAAACGAGGAGUGACGAACGACGGCCCGUCCGUCGAUUACUUGGCUGUCAACGAGGCGUCGUGCGGGUUCGAAGAAGCGGUUGCUCUCUUGCACUUCGACUCGACCGCUCGAUUUCGACUCCUGAUGAAGCUCUUGCACGGUCGCGACUUCAAAGAUGGGGCGUUGAUGGCGAUAGGCACAGACGACCAGCUCGCGCUCGACGGGUUGGCCGCCGACACGCAGCACGCAGCGAUUCGGUUCACCUAUCGGGACCACCGCAAGUCCGUACUCCUGCGGGACCAGCACCUGACGUUUUUCCAGACGCUCAAAGUGUUGCUCCCCGACACGCUGCCGGAACACGAACGCGACUACCGCAAUGCUGCCGCUUCCUUGUCAGCAACUGCACUACCUUUGACUGGGCCAAGUGCACGUCCGAACGGCGGAGUGCACAAACGGACGGUCGCCCUGAGCUGGCUGCCAUUCCCUCGCUCGCACGGUGCGAGUCAGCAGGAACCAGCGCGACGGGUCGACUUGCAGUACACGUUGAUCGUCGAGGAGAUAGCUGUGCAUUGA
This is a messenger RNA of Hyaloperonospora brassicae, 726 nucleotides long. NCBI's taxonomy places the organism in Eukaryota, Oomycota, Peronosporomycetes, Peronosporales, Peronosporaceae. The record is from the annotation of a GenBank genome assembly.